UCACUCACCCGUCACUCACCUCACCCGUCUCUCCUCCCCUCACCCACCUCCUCACCUCCAAGCCGCACCUCGUCUCGUCUACCGCGAUGGCGCGACAGUGGUUUCAUCAGGAGCUGGAUGGGCCCACGGCGGGGGAGCUCCUCAUGACGUUCGGGGACGAGGGCAGCUUCCUGGUGCGACGCAGCGCCACCAAUUAUGAUGACUACGUCCUCUGUGUCAGGCAGGGGGAUCAGGUGCACCACAUCAAGAUCCAGCACACGGGCGACGUCUUCGACCUGUACGGUGGCGAGAAGUUCGCGGUGCUCGGCGAGCUCGUGCAGUUCUACACCGAGAACCGGGGCCUCCUGUGCCUCAAGGAGGGGGGCGACCCGAUUUUGCUCAAUAAGCCACUGCCAUGCAGGGAGCCGACGUUCAAUCGCUGGUUCCACGGCACGCUGCGCGCCACGGAGGCCGAGAAGCUGCUGCUGGCGCCUCGCGUCUCUGCCGGCUCCUUCCUGGCGCGCGAGAGCGCGAGCAAACCCGGGCAGCUCGCGCUCACGGUGCGAUCCCAGGACGGCGUCGAUGGCAAAAGAGGGCUGCCCGUGAUCAUCCACGUCCACGUUGAAUUCAAGGAGGAGCGCUACAGCAUCGGGGACGGAAAGGACUUCGAUUCCCUCGAGCAGUUGGUGGAUUUCUACCGCAGCCACCCCAUCACGGCGCACACCAAAAGCCACCCAAACCAUGAGUUCAUCUUCACAAAGCCACUCUGCACGUCAAGCCUGCUGGCCGCUGAGCUCCCCGCUCGCGUGCAGGAGCUCGAGCGGAGCAGGCACGGGGGCUCGCAGAAUCCCCGGGAGAGGUCCUAUGGAUCUGUGGGAAAGCGGUCGGCCUCUUACACCAACGGCUUCGGCCUGGAGUAUGAGACCUUGCAGCUCAAUGAACAUGCGGAGUUGACCAGAAACGCAGGGCAAGACCCAUGUAACAAGGGCAAGAACCGCUUCAAGAACAUCCUGCCAUUCGACAAAACACGCGUGGUGCUGAAAGGAGACCAAGACUACAUCAACGCAAAUUAUAUCGUGGUGAAGACAGGGGACACAGUGCCCCCGUGCCGUUACAUCGCCACGCAGGGCUGCCUGCAGAGCACCGUGGCCGACCUGUGGAGUAUGGUCCUACAGGAGCGUUCCCGCAUCAUCGUCAUGGCAACACAGGAGGUGGAGAGAGGCAAGAACAAAUGCUUCCGCUACUGGCCGGAGGUGGGCUCCCACCGGCAGUUUGGCCGCGUGAUCGUGCGGUGCGACGAGGAGCGGUUGAGCAGCCACUUCACCGUGCGGGUGCUGCAUGUCACCGUGGUCGGCCGCUCCGGUCAGGGCCACGAGGUUUACCAGUUCCAGUUCAAGGCCUGGCCAGACCACGACAUCCCGGAGGACCCCCGGAUGGUGCUGCGAUUCCUGGACGAGGUCAACAAGGUUCAGAGUGCGGUGCCGGAUUCCGGACCCAUCAUCGUGCACUGCAGUGCGGGCAUCGGAAGAACGGGGACCCUCAUCGUCAUCGACGCCCUCAAGGAGCAGAUCAAGCAGCAAGGGCUGAAUUGUGAACUGGACAUCCCUAAGACGAUCCAGGACAUGCGGAGUCAGAGGUCGGGGAUGGUGCAGACUGAGGCGCAGUAUGCAUUCGUGUACAAGUGCCUGGAGGUGUUCGUGCAGGACGAGAAUCAGAAGCUGGAGGGAGAGGGAACUGAGCAAAAGGAGGAGAAAAAGCUGAAUUCCUUUCCCAUCUAUGAGAACAUAAAGCCUGAAAAGUUCAGCAUAUCCUUGUGCUGACAGGACCAUGGGACACCAGCUCACCCCUCAUCGAGUGACCCCUUGCCUACUGACCCCUCAGACUUAUUCCUCUAACUUUUGACACCUCACCUACUUUACCAGUCACCAGUUGACCCCACGGACUACCCUUCUCCUCCCCCCCGACAAGACUUGUCUCAUGAGUGAUGACAAUUUCAGUCUUGGAACGUUGUGCCAAGUCUCUCGCUCGGUCUCACGCUGGCUCACCUCGGGUUUGCCUCAGGAUGAGAUGGGAAGCCUAGAGAUCGCUUGAGCCGACAAUGGGCGAUUUUAAUUUUUACAUAUUAUUUUUUACUUUAACACUUUCCGAAUGAAGUUAAUCAUUUGUGCAUUAGCUCUGUUUGUCCAAAAUGUACGGGGCCCCACGAUAACUCUCGUAAAGGAGAUCAGAUAUGAACAAAACUUUAGUGUAAAGUUGUAUUGUUAUUAGGGACUUGCGCUGGAGAAAACCAGUGGAAUUGACCUAAGGGGUUGCCCAAAAACUUGGGAUACGCAAAAUUACUGCUCAGUGAACAUGUAACGUUGGGGCCAACGUUGGAAUGUUUACCUGAUAUUUACAAACAUGCAAACGCGAUUGGCCCUGACAGCUACUGUUUGGCAAAUCGGUGGAUGUUGGUCAGCCUCGUAGGAUGGGGAUGGGUCAAAUAAUUCAUUGUCCCUCAUGGGAAUGGCCAUCAAAGUGGAUUUUGAGUCACACCUUCCCAGUAAAAAUUGAACGUUAGGCCACUGUUGGACCAAACGUUCCAACCAAAUGUCAACGUUGGACAUGUUUACUGGGUCGCUCUCCAAGGUGGGUUUCAGAUCUCCUUUCAACACUGCAAAAUGCCGUGUUGCAAGAUUGUGAUUUGAAUUCAGUGUGGAAUUUGACUAAAAAGUUGUGAAUUAUUUAUGACAAGGGCAGGGAAUUUCCUCGCCAUACAGCCAAUGGGAAAUGGAGCAGCCCCUGAUUUAAUUCGUUGAUUACGUUAAACGCAAUUCACGUGUGUUUAUGAAGUGGUCACCCAGCGUGGCAGUUGACAGGAUGGGGCAAGUUCAUUAAAUCCACCUCCCAUCGCCUCUGUCCACACAGAAGUGUGAACGGGUACAAAUGCAAUCGAUUGGCUGAUCGCGUGUCGCGGGGUAAAGUGUUGGGUGCUGCCACCUCUGGCCAGCGUGGAAGAGUAGGCCAAAAUUGCCUCUGGAGGGGCUACCGAGAGCUCCUGACAGCAGUGGCUUGAACGAGCAAUUGCAGGGCUGCUCCUUUUCCUUUUUUUAUUUUUUUAAAGUUCACAAACAGUAAGUUAAUAUGCACGUUAAGUGACGGUAAUAAUGAAAUACGCUUGUAAAAGUAAAAAUGUUAAUAUAUCAGAUAAUCACAACAUAUUUCUAAUAAUUAUUACAGUUUUGAUUUAAAGCUUUCGUGACUGCAGGGAUUCAUAUUCUUGGUUCCUUCGGUAAAGUCACGUAGAAGGGAACCAAGAAUAUAAUUAUUACAGUGUUAGAUUUUGUUAAUACUAUGUAAUAUUUUACGUAAUUUUUAUAAAGUACAAUGAAAUAUCAAAUAUGUAUAAUGUUAUAGCCAAAUUCAAAUAAAUAUAUUAUUUAAAUAAACGCAGUAUAACUGUUUUGAAACUAAAGUAUACUAAACUAUGUUCAUCUUACCAGGUAAGGCCCACUGAGCUAUAUAGCUCUCUUUCAGAAGCGACCUGGCGACAAAUGAAAGCUCAACUAAGUGGCUUAUCAUUUGGGAGAAGGCAGUAGAGCAAGUUGAUUAAUCUGCAUCUGUUUCCAUCUGGACAGGGUUUGAGUUGCCCUCUCUUCCACGCAUGGUUUUUUUUCUGGGUGCUCGAGUUCCUCCUACAUGCAUAAUAAACUAAACUCAUUAAUUGUCUGAAAACAUCUUAAAAUAAAUGUCCAAUGGAGCAGGACGCUCUUGAAAAAGAGUACUGUAGUUGGUAAUCAGUCUGGCGUUCCUGGUUAAAAUAAGUUAUUUGUUUUUUAUAUGAUUGAACUAAUGCGUCGGUUUCCGUGGAUGUGCUGCUGUGUUGCCGGGUUGUGCCGGGUGUGCUUUCAGCGUGAUGUUAGAUAUUUUGCUGAAUUCCUGCAGAAGCAAAACGUCGGACAUCGUCCCGAAAAACGUUCAGUACAACCUGGAGAGCUACGUUUAAUUAGUUGUGGGCUCUAUAAAUGCCAGCGUGGUCUUCAUUUCAAAGGCAAAAAUGUACCCAAGGUACAAUUUUGUCCAUGUUAACUGCCGAUGUAGCUGGAUUGCUAGUGUUAUAUUGUUAUAUGCAUUUUAUUCGUACAAAUAGAAAUAGCCUACAUUUUGCUUGGGCCUUUCAGCAUUCCAAUUUUGCUCAUAAACCAAAUCAGCUGUGGCGCAUUUGCCCACGUGACGUAACAAUUUUAUGUGAGUGGCUCUGUCGAUAGAUGGUGGAGGGUUGUGCUGUAGUUAAAAACUGACAUACCGUCACGAUCGAAACCCAAAAGAAACCAAUUACGAAUGGAUUGCUCGUGCGCCCAUGCAGAACUAAACUGCUUUGUGACCUCGUGUGACGAAACCUCACGAGACCACCACAGCUCACGUGCAUUGUCUUGCGUAGCCCCCCACAACCCCCGAGAGGCGCACACAGAAUGUCUCUGAUCCAGGUGCGUGCCCCACAUAUAGAGGAGCAAGGUACAUUGUUGUACUCAACGUAUGCGCUGCCACGCUUCACCAACCCGCAACGUACUGGCGAUGUGGUCAAAUAACCACCGUGUGGUAUGCAGGGGGCAACCUGAAUCUAGGUUUUCAGUGAAUUGACAAAUGAUCCUGUACAAUCAUGCAUUGGUUUUUUUUAAUGUCAUGCCAUAAGCACUUAAAUUUGAAGGGAUAUUAGUGAAAUAAUCUUGAAAGAGAAAAAUAUGAGAAAUCAACAUUGUUAACGAAAGGAAAGUCUACGUUAAAGGCAGGAGGCAAUGUUUAAAACCAUUUGCAUAAACCCUCGUUAAUUGGCUGCAGACAUCGCCAUGCAUGCUACGCCGCCUGUGUGUGUUGCGGCUCGCGAAGCGUGUGAUGCAGUCGCGUAAAUGAGCGCUGCUAUAUAUAGAUAUACAAAGGUAAUCUUAUUAACUCGAUAAUAUUUUGCAUUCACGUCAUUACCCAAGUGAUGAAUUGAGUUUCUUGCAGAAAACCUUUUGAGAGAGGGAGGAGCCAGAUGUUUUGCAUUGCUCACAGCCUCGCUUGUUGUGUCUGCUGACAAUGUUGUUGUUGUUGGUUGUGUUGAUGUUUGUGUUCAUGUACACGCUUAUCGUCACUUCGUGUGAGUCUUGUGGUAAUGGUGUUGAUUCCACGCUAAGGUGAGUCGUGGGAAGUACAGUCCUGCUCUGUGUGAUUUUUAAAAAAUAAAACACAUGUCUGCGCGUCUC
Petromyzon marinus (sea lamprey) is the source of this 5204-nucleotide messenger RNA. Its product is annotated as tyrosine-protein phosphatase non-receptor type 11-like. Gene Ontology annotation, molecular function: non-membrane spanning protein tyrosine phosphatase activity; phosphotyrosine residue binding. Gene Ontology annotation, biological process: peptidyl-tyrosine dephosphorylation; mitotic cell cycle; intracellular signal transduction. Gene Ontology annotation, cellular component: cytoplasm. The record is from RefSeq and is a predicted model, not a curated record. Lineage: Eukaryota; Metazoa; Chordata; Hyperoartia; Petromyzontiformes; Petromyzontidae.